This is a messenger RNA of Cucurbita maxima (winter squash), 2194 nucleotides long. Its product is annotated as probable serine/threonine-protein kinase PBL19. The record is from RefSeq and is a predicted model, not a curated record. The transcript is spliced from 5 exons. Lineage: Eukaryota; Viridiplantae; Streptophyta; Magnoliopsida; Cucurbitales; Cucurbitaceae. Gene Ontology annotation, molecular function: ATP binding; protein kinase activity. Bases 741 to 2033 code for a protein of 430 amino acids. Gene Ontology annotation, biological process: protein phosphorylation.
CUAAGAGGGGAAAAAGAAGUUGAAAUCAAUCCCUUUUCACACCCAAAACCGCCAUUCGCUUGUCAAUUUGUUCUUGUUUUUAAUAAUCUUUGUAGCUGGGCGUUUACUGUUUCAAUCCCUUCGAUUUUCUAUCCAUAUUUUAAUCCUUUGGGGGCUUCUUUGAAAUGGGUUUUUUGGUUGGUCACCUGAAUUCUAGCUGCCUUGUAUUGACUUCCCCUAGAUCAUGGGGGCCUGCCCUUGUCCUUCUAUGCUAUCCUGUCUUGUUCUUUAAGCUCCUCAUUUUUCAAGUUUUGGCUCAAGUUUGGACAUAUAUGAGAGGUGAAUUUCUCUUUCUCCUCCCUGAUCUUCCUUGUUUUCUGUGAAAAGCUAUGCAGAUUUCUUGAUGUUCUUAACUUUUUCAUAGAAAAUUGGUUGAGUUUCUUGGAUUUUGGGUUCAAAUUCUGAUCCUCCUUGAUAUGGGUUAUUUUGAAUCUGGGUUUUUUUGAAUUCCCCUUGAUCAAUCCUUUUUGGAUGGAUUUGUGAUUGGUGGCAACUGUUAAGAGAGGCACUUUCUGGGUUUCUUCAAUAGCUAAGGCUCUUCAAGUUUAUUUGGUUUUUCCUCUUGAACCAGGACCAAGGAAGUGCCGAAGUUUUUGGGGAAUAUCAGCCUGUUAUCCCUAGAGUAACCUUUAUCCGUUGGAUCACUAAGGUCGACUUUAGUCCCGGCCCGAUAGUGAGGGAAUCAGCUUUUGGAAGGGACUAUGAAGUGUUUUCAUGUAUUCAACAACAAGAGAAACAUUGUUGAGCUAAGGAAAUCUAGGAAAUCGAAUUCGAUUCUCUCGUGUAACUCGAAUUCGACGUCGAUGAAUCAAGAUCUUAAGAUGUUUGACUCGGACGUAAAUUCUCAGAAUGUCUCAGAAUUUAGUGCAGCAUCCUCUGCUAUAUCAUUUGCAGCUUUGUCUCAAAGACAUAGUAAUCUUAGGGAGUUCACAUUCUCAGAUUUGAAAGCAGCCACGAAGAAUUUCAGCCGCUCGCUCAUGAUCGGAGAAGGAGGAUUCGGUAGUGUAUAUCGAGGCGCUAUCCAUAACUCAGAUGAUCCACGUAAAAGAAUAGACAUUGCUGUUAAGCAAUUAAGUAGAAGAGGAUUGCAGGGUCACAAGGAAUGGGUGACAGAAGUGAACUUUUUGGGCGUUGUCGAACAUCCAAAUCUCGUCAAAUUACUAGGCUACUGUGCCGAGGAUGAUGAACGAGGGAUCCAGCGACUACUCGUAUACGAAUAUAUGCCUAACAGGAGCGUGCAAGAUCACUUAUCAAGCAGGUUUAAUGGUUCUCUUCCAUGGGCAAUAAGAAUGAAAAUAGCUCAGGAUGCUGCUCGUGGCUUGGCGUAUCUGCAUGAAGGAAUGGAUUUCCAGAUAAUAUUUAGGGAUUUCAAGGCUUCCAACAUACUUUUGGAUGACCACUGGAACGCUAAGUUGUCUGAUUUUGGAUUGGCCAGGCUGGGGCCUUCUGAUGGACUGAGUCAUGUCUCUACAGCGAUUGUAGGAACAAUAGGAUAUGCAGCUCCUGAAUACCUUCAAACAGGACGACUCACAGCGAAAAUCGAUGUAUGGAGCUACGGAGUUUUCCUUUAUGAACUGAUUACUGGUAGGCGUCCCCUAGAUCGAAACCGCCCUAAAGGCGAGCAAAAGCUCUUGGAAUGGGUCAGACCACACCUAUCUGACAUAAAGAAGUUUGAGCUGAUAAUGGACCCUAGACUUGAAGGCAAGUAUUCUCUUAAAGCUGCUCAUAAACUAGCAGCUGUAGCGAACCGUUGUUUGGUUCGAAAGGCUGCGGUACGCCCGAAAAUGAGCGAGGUCUUGGAGAUGGUAACUCGGAUUGUGGAAGGGGACUAUCCUGAGAGCCCUCUGCUUCCAGUAAAGAGCUUGAGUUCUAACAAUGAUUCUGAAGGAUCAAAAAGUGAACCUUUGAGAAAACGGAUUAUGAAUUCAUUUAUUGGAGAGAAUGGUUGUUUGAUUGGCCUAGCUUGGAGACCCAAAGUUGUGAGAACUUGUUGAACAAGGUUGAGAGGAAUGAUACUGGAUCAACUACAGUAGUUUUGUUUGUGCAGAAAUUUACUCUUUUCAGUGUCCAAAACUGAGCGAGUGUGUAAGUUAUAUAUAUACUGGAAACCUGAAUUAUUUUCAUUUAGUUUUAAUAUGGAUGGAAUUAGCACUAA